Messenger RNA from Lampris incognitus (smalleye Pacific opah), 2022 nucleotides. RefSeq names its product mutY DNA glycosylase (gene mutyh). The record is from RefSeq and is a predicted model, not a curated record. Gene Ontology annotation, cellular component: nucleus. Lineage: Eukaryota; Metazoa; Chordata; Actinopteri; Lampriformes; Lampridae. Bases 87 to 1670 code for a protein of 527 amino acids. The transcript is spliced from 15 exons. Gene Ontology annotation, biological process: base-excision repair; mismatch repair. Gene Ontology annotation, molecular function: 8-oxo-7,8-dihydroguanine DNA N-glycosylase activity; purine-specific mismatch base pair DNA N-glycosylase activity; oxidized purine DNA binding.
CUCCACAUGGCGGGAACGGCGAGUGUAUGCAGUGAAGCGCUGUGGGGAAGUUUGGCCCUGGGUUGGAGGUGUGAUUCGGUUCGGUCAUGAGGAGAUUACCUGCAGCGAUGCGCCAAGGGAAGAGAGCCGCCGUGGAAACGACGGGAAGCACAAAACCCGCUCGGAAGAGGUCGAAGUCGGACGUUAAACAAGAAGAAACCAAAAUCACCACUUUGCCCUCCACAUACCACACCUUCCAUGAUGCGAAUGAGGUGGUGCACGUACGGUCUCAGCUCCUCGACUGGUAUGAUGAAGGAAAGAGGGAACUGCCAUGGAGGAGUGUGGCUAUGACAGAGCCAGAUAUCAACAUCAGGACAUACGCAGUUUGGGUCUCCGAAAUUAUGCUGCAGCAGACCCAAGUGGCCACUGUCAUUGACUAUUACAACAGAUGGAUGAAGAAAUGGCCCACUGUGCAGGAUCUUGCUGCAGCUACGCUAGAGGAAGUGAACCAGAUGUGGGCGGGGCUAGGUUACUACUCCCGGGGAAAGAGACUACAUGAGGGCGCUCAGAAGGUGGUAUCAGAGUUGAAUGGAGAGAUGCCAAGGACAGUGGAGAGUCUUCUGAAACAACUACCAGGAGUGGGGCGCUACACCGCUGGAGCUAUAGGCUCUAUUGCACUGGGACAGGUAACAGGAGCUGUGGAUGGGAAUGUGGUCCGGGUGCUUUGUCGUAUGAGAGCCAUCGGGGCUGACAGCACGAGUCCCGCUGUGGUCGAGGCGCUAUGGACUCUAGCCAACAGGCUGGUGGAUCCGGGAAGACCGGGGGAUUUCAACCAGGCCAUGAUGGAGCUGGGGGCGCGGGUCUGCACCCCUAAAGCAGCGCUGUGCUGCCAGUGUCCUGUCCAGUCUCACUGCCACUCCUAUCGCAAGGUUCACAUUAAACAAGAGGAGAACGCCAAGAAGCUGUUGGGGAAGUUGGACAGGAUGCCAUCAACAUUGCCUGAUAUUGAAGACUGCACGGGCUCUGGAACGUGCGCCCUGUGCCCCGCGGAGCCCUGGGACGAGGAGCUCGGUGUUCACAAUUUCCCCCGGAAGCCGGCGAAGAAGGCGCCCCGGGUGGAGCGAACGCUGACCUGUGUGGUGGUCAGACCCGGGCAGGGGGGAGAGGAGGAGUACCUGCUCACACAGCGGCCGAACAAAGGGUUACUGGCAGGAAUGUGGGAGUUCCCCAGCCUACUUCUGGAAGAGGAAAAUUCAGUUAUGAAACAGAAGGGGGCGCUGUGUGCUGAGGUCAGCAGGGUGCUUGGAGCUCAGCUGGACAAAAGCUUAUUGCAGCACAUUGGAGAGGUGGUUCACAUCUUCUCCCACAUCCACCAGACGUAUGUGGUGUACGGCGUGAGUCUGAAGGACGGCCGGUCACGGGGCGAGACCGCUCGGUGGCUCAGCGGACCUUCUCUGCAGGAGGCUGCUGUGUCCACGGGCGUGAAAAAGAUUCUGAAGCUUUAUGAUUCUGCAGGAAGUCAAGAGGAACAAACGUCUAAGGACGGGAAACAGAAGAAACCCUCAGGUGUGAAGAAUGAAAAGAAACCACAGAUUUCUAAAAAGGCCAAAGUCAAACGUGCAGCAAAUGACGGGAGCAGCAGGCAGCUCUCCCUCAGCACCUUCUUCAAAACGCUCAAAGAGGAGCACUAGUGGACUCGGCCGUCAAGGAAACGGGUCAAACGGGAAUGUUUUAAUCCAGAAUGGUCAGUUUACGGUGCCUUAUGUGCCUUCAUGUCAAAGCAUAACCCAACAUCGUCACCUCAGUCAACUUGUGAUGCUGCGGUCAACACCGUAACUCAGUUUGAUACAAAACACCAUCCAAACAUGUAACUGUGGAAAGUUUGAAUAGGGGACCACUGUGAAUCAAUGGAAUAGCCACGUGUUUUCAUUUUUUUAUCAAGGUUUUCAAGUUUCAAACGGCUAACUUAAUCAUGCAGGCCUAUGUGAAUGGCAUUUUAACUUGCUUCACAAUUGUUUCUGAUCGUAAUAAAGGAUGUAAAAA